AUGGCAUCGAUUGGAAAUGCGGCCCGGCAGGUUCGGGACCGGGUCCUUAGCGAACGAUCGAUACGCGUGCUCGUGACGCCCACGCCAAUCACCUUUGCCGAGCGCCGCUCCGUGCUGCAGGUGCUGGAGCAGUAUGGCCCUGUCGAGUUCUUCAAGAUGACGCCCGCAAUCUGUGGAAUCAUCAUGCAGGGCUAUCAUGCCAACUUCGUAUCCAUCACCAAAGAGUCCACGACGGCAGAGCGAUUGGUUGCCAGCAGCCCUCUCACAUACAAAAUCACGGAGCCUGUUCGCAGCGCCGUGGAAGACAUCUACGUCGCCGAUCUAGACGAACCCGAGAGCUUCAGCACAGCCCAGCCGACGAUAACAGGGGAGCAGAGGCGCAAUGCGAGCCCGUUGCCCAACGGAAUCAAUCAGAGACCGGAAGAGGGCCUGAAGCAAGGGCAGCGGGAGUUUAUGCUGGAAAUCUUCCCUGUGCCCGAAUUCAACCACAGAUUUGCCAUGGCCGGAUCACUGCUGCACGGCUCCUGGCCUGAGGGUUACGAAGGGGAUCAGUCCUUCAUCGCGACGACACUGCAGCAAUCGCUGCCCAAGAGCAUCGCCAGCAAGGGCCUUGUGCACUGGAUGGUAGGUCCAAGCCCUCGGAUGGUGGCUCCAGACAUCAGGCCAAAGAAUCCUCGCAAGGAAAGGAGGCUGCAAAUCAAGGGAUGGCUGCCCAGCCUGAUGAAGAAGGGCACGACUGAGUAAGCCAGCGGGAUCGUCGUUUGCGAUAUUACUAGAUGCGCGCAGGGCUGCUGCAACGAGGAGGAGGA
Molecule: messenger RNA, 809 nt
Organism: Trichoderma citrinoviride
Lineage: Eukaryota; Fungi; Ascomycota; Sordariomycetes; Hypocreales; Hypocreaceae
Exons: 2
Coding region: 1-744 (247 amino acids)
Source: RefSeq, a predicted model, not a curated record